Molecule: messenger RNA, 1041 nt
Organism: Astrephomene gubernaculifera
Lineage: Eukaryota; Viridiplantae; Chlorophyta; Chlorophyceae; Chlamydomonadales; Astrephomenaceae
Source: the annotation of a GenBank genome assembly
GGACCAUCCACAUGGCCUAUCGCGACCCCCCUCCCGGCCCCGGAGGCCACUGCGUGUUCGAGUGGGCCCGCGGGCGACUGUUCGAUGAAGCGGCAGCAGCCAUGUACUUCGAGGUGUGUCAGGAGGCGGGUCCCGCGGUGGUGGUGGCGGUGCGCGGCGCCACGCGCACCCGGCAGGCGCCCGCACCCCUCAGCACGCUGGAGAUGCAGAAGCGAGCCACGGCCAAGCUGCGGUUGAGCGGUGAGCGCAUCAUGAAGCUGGCGGAGGAGCUCUACCAGGCGGGCUUCAUCUCCUACCCGCGUACGGAGACGGACGUGUUCGAUCCGGGCAUGGAUCUGCGGGGUAUCGUGUCGGAGCACGCCAACGACCCGCGCUGGGGCGCCCACGCGCAGCGCAUCCUGUCGGGUGAGCUGUGGCGGCAGCCGCGACCCGGGGGUCACGACGACAAGGCGCACCCGCCCAUCCACCCCACCCGGCACUCCACGGGUGAGAACGACUGGAGCCAUGAGAAGCGGAGCUUGUACGAGUUCGUCGUACGGCACUUCCUGGCUUGCUGCUCCAAGGAUGCGAUUGGCUCCGAAACCCAAGUGGAGGUGGAUUUGGGCGGCGAGCGCUUCCGUACGACGGGUCUUAUGGUUUUGGAGCGCAACUGGCUGGACGUGUAUCCGUACAGCGGUUGGGGCGGCAACGACAACCUGCCGCCGCUGACGCAGGGGCAGAGCUUCGUGCCUUCGGAGCUGAGGCUGAGGGCGGGCACCACCGAGCCCCCUCCGCGGCUGUCCGAACGAGAUCUCAUCGCAAAGAUGGAAGCACACGGCAUCGGCACGGACGCCACCGUGGCGGAGCACAUCCAGAAGCAGCUGGAGCGGGGCUACGCGGAGAAGGACGAGGGGGCGCUCACGUUCUGGCCAACACCGCUUGGUGAGGCCCUGAUCAGCAGCUACUGUCGCAUGGGUCUAGACGACCUAUGGAAGCCCGACCUGCGGGGCAAGAUCGAGGCCAGCAUCCGUGACGUGGCGGCGGGCAGGGUCAGCAGGGAGC